AUGAGCAGUGUAGAAGCAGCUGCGUCACUCUUUGGGCCGGAAGACACCGCCGACCCGUUCGGGGCUAUAGGCGGCGGUGACGAUGCGGCUAGCCAGAGCGCGGCACAACCCUCGCAUGCAGACCCAGGCUCCUCUGUUGCUGAUCUGUUUGGCGAGGAAACAGUGAGCGGUCAGAAUUACGACGCCGGGUUCACGUCGGUUUCGAACGGCCAAGGAGAAUACGCGUCGUGGAAUGGCACGACUGAAAGCGCGAACGCCUAUGCUUAUCAGCACGACUAUGGUCAAGGUGCGACGGCGAACGAGCCCUCGUAUGGCGGUUACUCUCAGGCUCAGGCAGGAGGCGAUGGUCAAUGGUCUAGUGCUCUUCACAAUGCACCCGAAACUAAUGCUGUGCAACAAUCCUACAACCCUACACCCUCUGCGUACCCCGUCGACACUCGGCCAUCGCCAUACGCACCUGAUUCUCAUGCUCGUCCGCCUUCCAUGCCGUACUCAAAUGGAGCUACGGGGCCUGUCACCAAUGCCGCCGCCCAGUCUGCAUAUGACCCUUACAAUGUGGCGGGCGCUGGGACAAGCCAUCAGGCCGCGCCAGCGGCCGUCGCCUCCACAGCCGCUUAUAACCCAUACGCGCCGUCGAACUAUGCGUCACCACCAGCUCAAUACAGUGCUCCCCCGUCAGGCCCCACGAAUGCAUACGCAACGCCGCCGUACUCCCAAUACGCAACUGGCGUUGUAAACCCUCCGGUCCCCCCUUCCCCCGCUCCUAGUGCAGCACAGUUUCGGCCCAAGAAGCUCGACGCAUAUGACCCCCCCUUGCCUCCGCCAAAGAUUAAUAAACGCGUCACGCUCGGUGCGACGGCGCGCUCCGCUUCCCCAGCUGUAGGACAACAAACGUAUCCCGUGUUCAAUGCACAUGCUUCAGCGUAUCCCGACGGAAGAGCCUCCCCCUUCGGGUCGGUGCCGAACCCUCGUCCCCCCAACGGCAUUACCUCCCCUAUUUCUCACGUCGACCCCCCACCUCCUGCACGACAUUCGAGCUAUCAGCCAACUUUAGUGAGCGCUCAAUACCACCCCCCACCGCCCGCCUACAACGCGCCGCCUCCCCCUGUUCAAUACCAGCCAUCGACCACUGCCCAUUAUCAAACGUCUCCUCCCUCACAAUAUUUACCACCACCCUCGCAAAAUCAGCCUUUCCCACCUUCUCAGAUAAACUCUCAACCUCUCCCACCUGCACAAAUCCCUCCUCGUCGGACUGCAAGCAUUCCCCAAGCCAUAGAAGUUCCUGACCAGACUGCCUUCGUCUCUUCGUAUGCUCCUGCGUUACCGGUGCAAUUCUCCCCCGCCUGGUUAGAAAACCCCUCACCAUCUUCUAUCGUCGAAGAAAAUGCGGAGCAUCGAAAUGCUAUUAAUGAAUCACACGACCCUGAAGUAGCGCCCUACAUGUCCCACCCAUCGUACCCAUACGGUUCUACCCCUGAAGAGCCUGGUUCUCUCCAGGCCAGUGUUGAUGCAUCCCAGUUGACUUCUAACGACAACCAUGAUCCUUACGAUCCUGAGAAUCAUGCGACUCAUAGUCUGGACGCCCCUCUUCAUUCUACUGGCAAUGAGGUGGCAGCAUUCGAAUAUGCGGGUGUUCCAUGGACAAACACCGAAACUGGUAGCACUACGCCACGCAGUACACAUACAGCUGACUUCACCACUACUUCACCUCCGCCUUCUCAUGGGCCGACUGAGCCAGCACCAUCCACUGUAUAUGAUCCAUAUAAACCCAAGGCAGCAUCGCCUCUCGCAUCGCCUCCUCAGGCGCAUGUUUCCAGGGUCUCUUCUCCCAGUUCAAUACGGUCGUGGAGGUCACGCACAUCUGUCCAAGAUUCAUAUGCGCCUGAUUCUCACGUUGAACGCGAGCGCUCCAUGUCUAACAGCUCAGCGUAUUCUUUCUCGUCGACCAUGCACACGUCCUACGUGCCUCAGCACCCACGGCAAUCUUCUGAUCUAUCUCAGGCAUCGCCAUACAGCCACCACAGUCCCUUGCUAGGUAACGGUGUAGCCGAUCAGGGCCAGACACUGACUGUUCUGGGCGGAGUAACUCAUGCAGCAUAUGCACCGUCGCCAUCGCUCCUUGGGACUAACGAUACCCUCGGUAGAAUUGCUGGCCGCGCACCACUCAUCAGCUUUGGGUUUGGUGGGAAGAUGGUCACAUGUUUCCACGGGUCGUCGACCCUGAACACAGGGUUCGACGUCGCUCUCUCUAGUCGACAGACGACGGGCGUGCAAGUGAGAUUACUUCGUCAGGAGGUUCCGGAGUCUGCACUGGAUGCGUCCGCAACGCCAUUCCCUGGUCCCUUGUUCUGCGACCCAGGCACACCGACGACUAGUCUGGUACGGACCACCACGUCUUCCCAGACGAAGACGAACAAGGCGAGGGUCAUCAAGUAUCUGGAGGAGAGGUCCACCGAGAUUUCUGCCGGCCUGGGAUACUUAAGCCAGGGUAGUCCAGAACGUAAACAGGCGGAGGGAAAGCUGGUCAUUGUCAACUUGUUGAAAGUUAUGGUGGAGAAUGAUGGGCAUCUCUCCGGCAGCUCACAAAUUGACAAUGCGGUUCGAGCUGCCCUCGUUCCAAGGCUUGGUGACAAAACUCUCUCGGCCCCUACAAACGGUCCCACGUCAUCUCUUGGAUUCUCGUCAAGUUCAGACGCCAUGCAACUGGCAUCUGAGAUCCCGUACCCGUCAAUCGGCCUUUCGGCAUUGGACCCUAACGACACCAUAAUUGCUACUUCAACUGUCAAAGCCUCUUCGCUAGAUAAGAUUGAAGAUUUUUUGAUGCGCGGCGACCGCCGCCAAGCAGUCAAUCAUGCGCUCGACGAAAGACUCUGGGCGCAUGCUAUGGUCAUAGCUAGCAGCAUCGACAAGGAAUCUUGGAAGGAGGUCGUUAAUGAGUUCAUCAAGGCGGAACUUGGAACGACCAUCGGAUCUCUCAACGGCCGAGGCAAAGAGACUUCGGCGUCGCACAGUCGCGAAGGACUCAAGGUUGCGUACAGUUUGUAUGCAGGACAAGGAGCUGCUGCUGUGCAAGAGCUUGCCCCACCGAGUCAGCUCUCGAAACCGAUCAGCAACCUUCAAGUCCCGUCCUUGCCACAUAUUACUCCUAUGACUCCGAAUUCCCCAACGCCCUCAAUCCCUACAUCCCUUCCAACGGAGACUUUGACGAGAUGGACAGAGACGGCUGCUAUGAUGCUUCCUGGGCCAUCAAGUGCCGAAUGCUCGGCAGCGUUGAUGGCUCUUGGCGAUUGUUUAUUUGCUAACCAAUGGACCGAGGCGGCUCAUGCAUGCUAUCUUCUGGCUCCUCAAACACCUGUAUUGGUCGGCCUUGGCUCCCCCUCUUCCCGGGUCAUUCUCAUCGGAUCUCGUAAUCCCCUAAACUGUAAUCUGAACGUGGACAAGGACCCCAUAAUAUUUUCCGAGAUCGCGGAAUUUGCGAUGUCGUUGUCUACGCCGCAAAAGGGACAAGAGGCCUUCGGCGGCUUUCCUCAUCUACAGCCCUAUAAGUUGAUUCGCGCGGCAUCCUUGGCGGAACUAGGCCACAUUCAAGCCGCUCACAGGUAUUGCGAGGCCAUAGCAGCAUCUCUCAGCAGAGGCUCUGCCAGUGUGAACCCUACAUUCAUUGAACAACUUCGAGAGCUCUCGGAUCGUCUGGUCGCAGCACCUCACUUGGAUAAAUCCGGUUCAUGGAUGGGUAAUAAGAUGAGCCGGCCAAGCCUGGAUAGCAUCGGCAACUGGUUAGAGGGACGGUUGACAAAGUUCAUAGCUGGCGACGGUGAUGGUCCCCCCACGGUGACUGACGAGGCUGCUCCAAACGAACCGAAAGGAUUUGCGGGACCGUUUUCCCACUACAGCACCAUCUCGUCGACUACUACUUCGACGUCCCCAUCCCCCCAACCGACAACGGUCAACUACAACGUCUUGCCGGGAUCACAGCCCAAGCGCAGCGGUUCAGCUCAAGCGAUACGGCCACUACAGGCUCCUCAGAUUCAAAUCGAUCGUGCAUCCUCUGCCAUGGAUUAUAGGCCACGAAGAUCAUCUCCAGUGCCUCGCAUUGCCUCUGCUAAUGCAGCUACGACUAGCUUUUCUCAAGCGCCAUAUGGUUACAAUGCUAGCCCGUACGGCUACUCUAACGGGCUCACUCCGUUGCCUGGUAUUAUCGACGUUGCUUCGGAAAACAGCCCCUCACACUCCGAUGCGAGUGGUGCCGAUGCACACAACGGAGAGCCAACAGGCCACGACAGCACGUGGUGGGGUUCAUCGUACACUGAAGAGUCUAACGCACCUACACCCACGGCUGCGACGUUUUAUCGCGUCGAGUCGGGCCCGUCGCCUUCGACGUCUGGAUUCAUAUCUCUCAUGGACGAUCCUGUUAUUACGCCGUCACCUGGGCCUGCUGCCACUCACUUUUCGUCACACGCCCACACUUCCUCAACACUCACGGCGCAUGAUGAAGACGAAGAAGACCUUGGAUUUGGAAACUCUUUCUCUAAGCGCAAACCGUCGAACGAUGACUCCCCGGAAGAGGCCAAGCCGGCGAGUACUUCGGCUACCAAAGCUUCAAAUUCUGCUCCAACUCGACCCGAACUCAAGAACGGGGGCCCUGGUGGUUCAUGGUUCAGCCGUUGGUGGAAGGGUGGAGAAGGAGGUCCAGUCAAGGCAACGCUCGGUGAAGAGAGUAGCUUCGUUUACGACAAGGAUCUCAAGCGAUGGGUCAACAAGAAGUCCGGUGGCGAGGCGACAACAACUUCUGGGCCCCCUGCGCCUCCCGCGCGCGCCCAGACUGCCUCCCCUGGCCACUCAGCACCAAGAAUGCCUAACGGAACGACGCCCAUACCGCCUCCCGCGCGUUCUGCGUCUGCCAUCGAUCUGACGAUGUCUCCACCAAGGCGAUCGCUGAACGGAACUCGCCCACGGUCGAACUUAGUUCCGAUGGCAGAAUCCGCGGUGCCCAGCCCUGCUGGCUCGCCGCCCCCCAUGCCCUCGGGAACACCGACCCCGCCGCCACCGCCUGGUCGCCCGAAGUCUCAGGCGUCGAAACGCAAUGUCAGGAGUCGCUAUGUAGAUGUUUUUCAGCAACCAGGAGCUUAAGCGAAUAAUUAGAGUUCUUGUAUUCCAUUUCUGCACGUUUGGAUUUUUUCUUCCUUUUUUGCAUGAACUGCCCGUAUGUAUUCCAUAUGUUGUGUUGGACUCAGAUAUUUUUUCCUUUCUUAUUGUGCAUAACGCGGAACAAUAUACAGCGUUGCGUGCAUCUCUC
Molecule: messenger RNA, 5296 nt
Organism: Heterobasidion irregulare TC 32-1
Lineage: Eukaryota; Fungi; Basidiomycota; Agaricomycetes; Russulales; Bondarzewiaceae
Exons: 9
Coding region: 1-5130 (1709 amino acids)
Biological process (GO): COPII vesicle coat assembly; autophagy; Golgi organization
Cellular component (GO): ER to Golgi transport vesicle membrane; endoplasmic reticulum exit site
Source: RefSeq, a predicted model, not a curated record